Molecule: messenger RNA, 5428 nt
Organism: Physeter macrocephalus (sperm whale)
Lineage: Eukaryota; Metazoa; Chordata; Mammalia; Artiodactyla; Physeteridae
Gene: MTSS1
Product: MTSS I-BAR domain containing 1
Exons: 16
Coding region: 551-2953 (800 amino acids)
Biological process (GO): adherens junction maintenance; plasma membrane organization; positive regulation of actin filament bundle assembly
Cellular component (GO): cytoplasmic side of plasma membrane; actin cytoskeleton
Molecular function (GO): actin binding; phospholipid binding
Source: RefSeq, a predicted model, not a curated record
CCCGCGAACGUCCCCGGGAGCCGAGCAGGAGCGAGCGCCGGGGCCGGGUGCGCAGGACUGAAAAGGAGGCGGCGGCCGCGGCUGCGAGCAACAGAUCCGGGCUCCGCGAGCAGACCCACUCUGCUGUUGGGCGAUUUUUUUGUUUGUUUGUUUAAUUUCAAAAACGUUUAUUAAAUUAGUAAAUCUUGCAUUUUUAAAUGGCGCUGGCCCUGGGUCAGCGGGUGGUUUUCUCAGCUUCAAGAUGGGCUUUGCCGUUUCUGUCGGCACCAGUGGUGGCCUGAUUGUCAGUCUUCUCCGGGCAUUUUUAAGGCCAGGAGCUGAGCGCUGCAUGUAGGCGCCCUACAGAGCGGUUUGGCUUCUUAAAUUAUUAUUCUUAUUUUGGGCAGAGAACAGUCGAUUCUCGGGCAUUUCGCUCUCUUUGGAGAAGAGGCUGCGAGUCGGCGGUGGGUCGCUCGGAGGCUGAAAUUCCUCCCGGGGUGAGCGAUCCUCGGCCCCGCGCACAGUCCAGGCAGCCCCGAGAGUGUCUCCUGUCCCUGACGACGCCGGGAAAAUGGAGGCUGUGAUUGAGAAGGAAUGCAGCGCGCUCGGAGGCCUCUUCCAGACCAUCAUCAGCGACAUGAAGGGGAGCUAUCCAGUUUGGGAAGAUUUCAUAAACAAAGCCGGAAAGCUACAGUCCCAGCUUCGGACAACAGUAGUAGCAGCAGCUGCCUUCUUGGAUGCCUUUCAGAAAGUGGCUGACAUGGCCACCAACACACGUGGUGGUACCAGGGAGAUUGGCUCGGCCUUAACCAGGAUGUGCAUGAGGCAUCGGAGCAUAGAAGCCAAGCUGAGGCAGUUUUCCAGUGCUUUAAUCGAUUGUCUGAUAAACCCGCUUCAAGAGCAGAUGGAAGAAUGGAAGAAAGUGGCCAACCAGCUGGAUAAGGACCACGCAAAAGAAUAUAAAAAAGCUCGCCAAGAGAUAAAAAAGAAGUCCUCAGAUACGCUGAAACUGCAGAAGAAAGCAAAAAAAGUGGACGCUCUCGGGCGAGGUGACAUCCAGCCCCAGUUGGACAGUGCGCUCCAAGACGUCAACGAUAAGUAUCUCCUGUUGGAAGAAACAGAAAAGCAGGCAGUCCGGAAGGCUUUGAUCGAAGAACGUGGCCGGUUCUGCACCUUCGUCUCUAUGCUGAGGCCCGUGAUUGAAGAAGAAAUCUCAAUGCUAGGGGAAAUAACUCACCUGCAGACCAUAUCAGAAGAUCUGAAAAGCCUGACCAUGGACCCUCACAAACUGCCCUCUUCAAGUGAACAGGUGAUUUUGGACUUGAAAGGUUCUGAUUACAGUUGGUCGUACCAGACUCCACCCUCUUCCCCCAGCACCACCAUGUCCCGCAAAUCAAGUGUCUGCAGCAGCCUGAACAGUGUCAACAGCAGCGACUCGCGGUCCAGCGGCUCCCACGGUUCCCACUCGCACUCGCCCAGCUACCGCUACCGCGGCUCCAGCCUGGCCCAGCAGGCGCCUGUGCGGCUGUCCAGCGUGUCCUCCCAUGACUCCGGUUUCAUCUCCCAGGACGCCUUCCAGUCCAAGUCGCCAUCCCCCAUGCCGCCGGAGGCCCCCAACCAGAACUCGUCCAGCUCGGCCUCCUCUGAAGCCUCGGAAACCUGCCAGUCCGUGAGCGAGUGCAGCUCGCCUACCUCAGUCAGCUCAGGCUCCACCAUGGGCGCCUGGGCGUCCACGGAGAAGUUGUCUAACGGGUUUUCUCACUAUAGUUUAUCAAGUGAGUCCCAUGUGGGGCCCGUGGGGGCGAGCCUUUUCCCUCAUUGCCUGCCCGCCUCCCGCCUGCUCCCUCGGGUCACCUCUGUCCACCUUCCAGACUACGCUCAUUAUUACACCAUUGGGCCCGGCAUGUUCCCGUCAUCUCAGAUCCCUAGCUGGAAGGACUGGGCCAAGCCAGGACCUUACGAUCAGCCUCUGGUGAACACCCUUCAGCGCCGCAAAGACAAGCGAGAGCCAGACCCCAGCGGUGGAGGCCCCGUCGCAGCAGGAGGCACGCCCACUGCUGCCGAGGAGGCUCAGAGGCCGCGGAGCAUGACCGUGUCGGCCGCCACCAGGCCUGGAGAGGAGAUGGAGGCUUGUGAGGAACUGGCCCUGGCCCUGUCUCGGGGCCUCCAGCUUGACACCCAGAGGAGCAGCCGGGACUCGCUUCAGUGCUCCAGCGGCUACAGCACCCAGACCACCACCCCCUGCUGCUCCGAGGACACCAUCCCCUCCCAAGUUUCAGAUUACGAUUAUUUCUCUGUAAGUGGUGACCAGGAGGCAGAUCAGCAGGAGUUUGACAAAUCUUCCACCAUUCCGAGAAACAGUGACAUCAGCCAGUCCUACCGACGGAUGUUCCAAGCGAAGCGCCCAGCCUCAACUGCUGGCCUCCCCACCACCCUCGGACCUGCUAUGGUCACCCCAGGGGUUGCAACCAUCCGACGGACCCCUUCCACCAAGCCUUCUGUCCGCCGGGGGACCAUAGGAGCUGGUCCCAUCCCCAUCAAAACACCCGUGAUCCCUGUCAAGACCCCCACCGUCCCAGACCUCCCUGGGGUGUUGCCAGCCCCUCCAGAUGGGCCCGAGGAGCGGGGUGAGCGCAGCCCCGAGUCGCCGUCCGUGGGUGAGGGCCCCCAGGGUGGCACCAGCAUGCCCUCCUCAAUGUGGAGCGGCCAAGCCUCCGUCAACCCUCCUCUUCCGGGCCCGAAGCCGAGCAUCGCCGAGGAGCACAGACAAGCAAUUCCAGAAAGCGAGGCCGAAGACCAGGAAAGGGAUCCCCCAAGUGCCACUGCCUCCCCAGGCCAGAUUCCGGAGGGUGACCCUGCAGACCUGAGCCCAAGGGAUGCCCCGCAAGGAGAAGACAUGCUGAACGCCAUCCGCAGGGGCGUGAAACUGAAGAAGACCACGACAAACGACCGCUCAGCCCCGCGCUUCACUUAGGCUCUCUUAGGCUCACAAGAAAUGCUGCCAGUGGGGAACGAACUGUCUAAUUAUAAGACCUAGUUUGUCUUGAUCCAUUCCAAUCUGUAAUCAAACAAAAGAUUUUGUAGGCAACUCAGAACACAGCUCUUUUGAAAGUACUCGACACCUUUAGAUAAGAAUUAAAAGCAACAUAUGUAACUGACAUAACCUUGAUCUUUUAAUUUGUAAAUAUUGAGUUUUCUUUCUGCACAUUUUAAUCUUAAGUAAGUUUCCCUUUUGAUUUUUCUGAAGGUGCCAAAUUCCAUUUUUUUAUAAGUCUUUGUAAAAUUUUAAAUGCAUAAUAAGGGGGGGAGGUCGGGCAGGGGAACCACGAAGUAGUAAUUUCAGAAAAAAGGAUAACUAUACUUAGCUUUCUUUUUUUUCUUUUCUUUCCUGCAAGCUUUUGUAGAUGCACCAUAGUAGUCUGGCUUAGACACAAAUUCAAGUUAUUGUAAUGUACAAACAAAAUGGGUAAGGGGUAAAAAUCCUUAUUCAAGUAUACUACGUUCGGGAUGAGAAAAGCGGGAGUCAGUUGAUGCGCAGUAUUAGGAGUGAGGGAACCCUGGAAACGGGAGGCUGUGUUGGGACUGGGGGGAGGGUCGCGGGAGGGGCACACUGUCAACACAGCCGAUCCUGUCACAUUUAAGAGUAGCCUCGUAGGUUGAAUUUCUAGUAGCUUCAUGGUAAAUGCAUCCGAAUAAGCCACACUGGAUUGCAGUGUUUGUUUCUGUAGGGUGUUUAAGGACUUCUUUCUCCCACGAUUGCUCCUGACUGCACACAGCACCCACCUCCAGCCCCGUGCAUGCUGCCACCACCGGGUAGACAUAGAACCCCCCACUUCGGUUACUUGUCUGUUAGUUAUACCCACUUUCACUGAAUCCAAACACAUCCAGAAGGGUAAGGCAGUUUUAAAAAUGUGAAAACAUUUAAAAAUGAUUGAUUGAUAGCAGGGAAUUCUUAGAUAUAGCAAAUGCCUUUUACUUAACCGUGCCUAGCAGGCUGGGCGCGUUAAAAAGCCCAAAUAUUUUGGAAAAACUGGAGCGGAUUUAACAAGGGUAACCAGCUUGGAGUCUGGCAACUUGCCAAUGUGUUUACCAGUCUGGGGGCUUGUUUUUCUUAUCUUCUUUUAAAUAAUGGCAGUUAAUUGCCUUCAUACUAAACAUCGAAGAGAGGAGGAUUUAUUUCUCAUCACUGGGAAUCUGACCACCAUACUGUCCCUUUUUUUUUUUUUGGUAUUCUAGGUAAUGUUUGUUUUUUGGAAUGGAUUUGUCUUUUCUUUUCUAAGUGAAAGUCAAAUUUGUUAUAAUGCCCAUCCCCUAAAGCCAGCAGAGAUUUGUAGAUUUAAAGGGAUCACGUUUGGGGAAUGCAAUGGUGUUUAAAAAAAAAAGCCAGCCCCUUCGGGUCAGUUGAAAGUGCUCGUUUGGGACCGAACCUCUCAAGGAAUAGGAGCCUGGUGGGUCCCACAGACCCUGCAGAUCUCUGUUGGCUCCAAUCUUCAAUUACAUAAUCUUCUGCUUUAAUACAUAACUGCACUGGAUGUGAAAGAAACGUACCUGUAUAGUCAGUGUUCUCUAUAUUAACAUUUAACACUGCUGUGAUUGCUCAAAAACAUUUUAUGUUACAGCUUUCAAGCAAAGGCAUGAUUAUUAGAAACUGUUUAAGCUUUUUUUCUUUGAAAAACAAGCUCCAUUUACAGAAUAUAAGCAACAGUAGUGCCUGUGGUUUAGCCCACCAAUCUUGAUGACUAAAAGUAGCUGAUGCAUUGUGCAUAUGAUGCUUGAGAUGGUUUUUGCAAAAGCAGAAAUCACUGCAAGGUAAUUACGAUAGAUAAAAGUGGUAUUUUAAACCUUUGAAAUAAAUGGAUGUAACUGUACCUUGGUACAGCUUUUCACUUGUUUAGUUUUUAAACGUUAGUAUAAUCAAUAAAUUUAAUAUAAAACGUUGCCAAAUUCAAUGUAGAAAGAAUGUGACAAAACGCCUUGGGUAGUUCUGUUUGUGUUUUUGCAUAUUGUAAAAGCAGUGUCACAGCUAAAAAUAAAGAAAUCCUUUCUAAAGGUAAAUUAUUGUGGUUUAGUUGCUAGUUUGUACUGAGAGUUGACCUCUCCCUGUGCAGUUUUUUUGUUCUAAACUUGUAUAAAUAACAACUGUGUAACGUGUCUCCCUUUUACCUUGUAUCAGUUGCUUCAGCCUACAUUAUAAAUAAAGAACCACUAGAAAAAAAAGCCCUGCAUUUCAAGUCUUAUUAAAAUUCAGGUGGAGGUCUUAGUGAAGUGUUAGAAAAUGGAGACUCAGAUUGAGCUUAGUUCGAAAACUGACGACAUCAUUUUUGUGCACUUUAAGAACGCUAGUUGCCUGAACAGUGAGUUACCAAGAACUAAAACUAGCUGGGCUUGGUUGAGCUUUAAAAAUGGCUUUACCCUUAAAAAAAGAAACUUCAAACAUUUAGAGUUCUGC